Messenger RNA from Dermatophagoides pteronyssinus (European house dust mite), 3566 nucleotides. RefSeq lists its product as uncharacterized. Gene Ontology annotation, biological process: cellular response to hormone stimulus; G protein-coupled receptor signaling pathway. Lineage: Eukaryota; Metazoa; Arthropoda; Arachnida; Sarcoptiformes; Pyroglyphidae. The record is from RefSeq and is a predicted model, not a curated record. Gene Ontology annotation, cellular component: plasma membrane. Gene Ontology annotation, molecular function: vasopressin receptor activity; peptide binding.
AUCAUCCGAAUCAUCAUCAUCAUCAUUGUUAUUAUUGUUAUCAUCAGUAACCGAAAUGGAUAAUUUUACAGUGAUUAUUGAUGAACCAACAACAACAACAAUAACAACAACGACAACAAUUAUACCGGCAAUACCUGAAUGGAUUGAAACAAUGCGCUAUAUUAAAAUCAGUUUAUUAGCCUUAAUGUUUAUAUUAAUAUUUUGUGGUAAUACAUUUGUAUUGGUUGCAUUAAAUAAUCGAAAACUACGCAAAAAUCGAAUGUAUUUCUUUUUGGCUCAUCUAUCUAUUGCUGAUUUAGUCACCGGGUUUUUUAACGUAUUACCACAAUUAGGUUGGGAAAUUGCACGUCGUUUUUAUGGUGGAAAUAUACUUUGUAAAAUGAUUAAAUUUUUACAAAUACUUGGUCCAUAUUUAUCAUCAUAUGUAUUAGUUAUGACAGCUAUUGAUCGUUAUCAAGCAAUUUGUCAUCCAUUAUCCAAUUCAUUAGCACAUACAAGACGUUCACGUUGGAUGGUUGCUUGUGCAUGGAUUAUGUCAUUAUUAUUUUGUACACCACAAACAUUUAUAUUUAGUUAUCAAAAAAUUUCUGCAACAUCAGAUGAUUAUGAAUGUUGGGCAACAUUUCCGGAACCAUAUAUGACAAAAAUGUAUGUAACAUGGUAUACUGUCAGUGUAUUUAUCGUACCAUUCAUCAUAUUAACAUGGACACAUUAUUUUAUUUGUCGUGAAAUAUGGUUAAAUUGGCAUUAUAAACGACAAAGUUUAUUAAUUAAACCUGAAACAAUACAUAAUCAACAACAACAAAAUGAUACCAUAAAUAGAACAAAAAAAUCUUAUUCAAUAUCAUCAUCAUUAGGUGGUAGUGUUAAUCAAUUUAUACAUCGUUUAUCAAAUGUUGGUAUUAAUGAUAAUAAUAAUGAUAAAAAUCCUGAUUUGGGUAUAAAUUCUAUUGAUAAUCAUUCAUUGACAAUAACACCGCCAACAACAACAACAAAAUGGUAUGGUCAAUCAAGACUAACAACACCAACAACAAAAUUUGCUUGUCGUCCUUGUUCAUCAUCGUUGCCUUCAUCAAAUCCGGCCAUGAAUCAUCAUCAUCAUCAUCAACAACAAAUUAUAUCAAAUCGAUGUCCAAUUCAUCCGGAUCAUUAUCAAUUUCGUCAUAAUAAUCAUAAUAAUCAUUCGCAACAACAACAUCGAACAUUUUCAUUAAGAAAUCCAUCAAUAUCAAUAACCAAAGAUAAUGAACAAAAACAAACAAAUAGAUUGAUUGAACAGAAUGAAUCAAAAAAUGAAUCGAAAAAUCCGGAACAAAACAAAUCUAAAACUGUACAUAAUCAUCAUCAUCAACAACAUUAUUAUUUAAAACGUUCAAAAUCAGAAAGUGAAUUAAUGUAUCGACGACAGGAAAAAAAAUUAAAACAUUUACAAUAUUAUCGUUAUCAAAGUGAAAAAAAUCGACGAUAUUCUAAUCGAAAACCAUCGCUUACAUUAUUAUCUUCAUCAUCAUCAUCAUCAUCAAUAUCAUCAAUAUCCACCGAAAAUGAUCAUCAAAAUAAUAAUGAUCGCUGUGAUGAACGAAAUAAUCGAAAACGUAAACGUUAUCGUCGUAAUUCUAUACAAAUAAUUCCAUUGAAUAAGAAUUCAAAUAAAAUUCAAACAUUAUCAAAAUGUUUAGAUCAAGAACAACAACAACAUUUGAUGACAAGAUCAAUAUCACAACGACGACCACCACCACCACCACCACCACGGCCACCAUCAUCAUCAAUAUCAUCACCAUCAAAUCAAAUUCAAAUGACAAUACAAUGUAUUUGUUGUAAACAAUGUUGUCCAAAUUGUCAAUUAUCAUCGAAUCAUCAUCAUCAACAACGAAAACAUUCAAUGAAAUCAAAUCCAGAUUCUUCAUUAUCAUCAAAAACAAUGUCCUAUCAAUGUACUACUAAUGGUAAUAUGUUGAUGAAUGGAACAAAACAUUCAAAAUUUAUUAAUCAAAAUCAAAAUAUUACAAAUGAAUAUGAUGAACAUGAAUCAUUUGAUAUAAAGAAUGCAAAAUCUGAUCCAAAUGUUUCAUCAUCAUUAUCAUUAAUAAAGUUAAAGAAUGCCACAACAACACCGUUACAAUCACAACAACAAUCAUCAACAUCUGUUUCGAUUGAUAGUAGUAAUAAUAAUAAUAAUGUUGUAAAUGUAUUUGUUCCACGUAAUUAUCAUAUCAAUACAGGUGGACAACCAAAUAAACGUAUGAGUAAUCCACGUAUACAUUCAAUGCAUGGUUUAACACGUGCAAAAAUUAAAACAGUUAAAAUAACAUUGGUUGUUAUUACAUGUUAUGUUUUAUGUUCAUUACCAUUUAUAUGUGUACAAUUAUGGGCCGAAUAUUGGCCAAAUGCUCAAGAAAGUCCAAUAUAUUCAGGUCCAAUAAUUGCCAUAUUAAUGCUAUUGCCAAGUCUUAAUUCCUGUGUUAAUCCUUGGAUUUAUAUCUAUUUUAAUCCAAAUUUAAUAACAUUAUUUUGUCAAUUUUUUAAACGAAAAUCAUCAUCCGAUGAACCAUUAUCAAAAAGUGGUGCAUUAUUGAAUAAUAAUAAUCCGGGUGGUGGUGCUGGUGGUGGUGGUAAUGGUGGUGGAUUUAAGGCAAAAUUUCAAAAACAUUAUCGACAAACAUCCGAAUCACCUGAUUGUUCAUUAAGUUUAACCGAUAAUACAACAACAACAUGUCAUUCAACACGUUUAGUUACAAGACAAAAUGAUUUUUUAGUUGAUAUGAAUAAACCAGGUGCUGGUUUUCGUUAUAUGGCAACAAAUCGUUUAAAUUUACCAUCAAUUACUUAUCAUCAUCAUCAUCAUCAUCAUUAUAAUAAUAAUAAUCAUUCAAAUCAUCAAAAUCAUUCGAAUCAUAAUCCAAAUCAAUCCAAAAUAAACAAUGUUAAUCAAAGUAUUUCAAUGAAUAAUCUGGUUCGUUAUUGUAAUGAUGAUCAAAAUCAUAUUGCUCAAAAUAAUGAUAAUAAUAACGAACAACAACCACAACAACAGCAUAUUGAUGAUAAAGAAUCGAUCGAAUUUGUCGAUUUGAUCUUGGUUAAUGAAAACAACAACAACAAUAAUCCAACAAUUGAUCGAUCGAUUGUAAUCAAUAAUGAUGUCUUUGGUGUUGAUAAUGAUGAUGAUGAUGAUGAUAACAAUAAAUGUCAUCAACAGCAACAACAACAUGAUUCACAGCAAACAAAAAAUCAAAUAAAUCAGUUAAAAAUAAAAAAUCAUCGGUUAAAUUCAUUGACAAAUCGAUUAGAUCGUAUGUGGUUGAAAUUAUCAUCAAAUAAAAAUAAUGGUAAUAAUCGAACAACAUCGACAACAACAAAAACAACAAUGAUAAUGAUACGAUCAAAUAAACAACAACAAAAACAACAGUAUCCGGCAAAAUCAUCACAAUUACGAUUAUUGAACAAAGCAACGAAUGUUGAAUGUGUUGUUAAUGAUGAUCAAUAUAUUGUAUAGGAUUAUUUUUUGUUUUGUUUCGAGAAUUUCAAUGUCCCAUCAAACCAAAAACCAAACCAAACCAAAAAAACCA